Molecule: messenger RNA, 857 nt
Organism: Paramecium pentaurelia
Lineage: Eukaryota; Ciliophora; Oligohymenophorea; Peniculida; Parameciidae
Source: the annotation of a GenBank genome assembly
GAUGUUCGAAGCCAAGUUUAAUGAUGGAGUUUAAUUCAAAAAGAUUGUUGAGGCAGUUAAGGAAUUAGUAAAGAAUGUAAAUUUAGAAGCAAAUGGAACAGGAAUUUCAUUAUAAGUAAAAAUAUUAUUAUAUACAAUAAGGCUAUGGAUACAUCACAUGUGGCCUUGGUAGCUUUGCAAUUAAAUGAAAAGGGAUUCAAAAAAUAUAGAUGUGAGAAAUCUUUGACUAUGGGGUUAAGUAUUGAAAAUUUGUAAAAAAUUCUAAAAUGCUCAGGAAAUGAUGAUUAAAUAACUUUAAGAACUUAAGAUGAAGAACCAACAACAUUAUCAUUUACAUUUGAAUCAAAAAGUAUAUAUAAUAUCUAUAGAUUAGAUAGAAUAAGUGAAUUUUAGUUAAAUUUGAUGUCAUUAGAUUAGGAAUAAUUAGGUGUACCUGAUACAGAGUAUUCUUCUGUAGUUAGAAUGCCAUCAAAUGAAUUCACAAAGAUAUGUAGAGAGUUAGGAAACAUUAAUGAAGCAAUAGGAAUUGAGACAUCAAAAGAUGGAAUAAAAUUUUAUGUAAAGGGUGAUAUUGGAGAGGGACAAGUUUCUGUUAAAGCUUAUGAUACAGAGAAAAUAGAAGAGAGAGUAGAAUGUGAUGUUGAUGAACCAGUAAAUUUAAGUUUUGCAGUUAGGUAAAUUUAUAAUGGUUAUAAUAGAUAUUUUAAUUUAUUUAAUAAAGCAUCUGCAUUAUCAAAUUAAGUUGUGUUGUCAAUGUCUUAAGAUUAGCCAUUAGUGAUUGAAUAUGUACUUGAGGAGAUGGGAUCACUGAAGUUAUAUUUAGCUCCUAAAAUAAAUGAUGAAGAAUCUUAAUGACC